AAGUGUCAAUUUUGUGAUGGCCACGCUUAAGACAGAUAUUAUGUUAUGUGUUCAUAUCGAGCAUUAGAAUUAAUUGAGCAACAGGAAGAGAAACAAGUCGCAGUUUGCAUCAAAGGAAUAUUCAAUUACUACCUGCAGUUGUGAAAAAUUAACAAAUUUUAUUUAAGGAGACACAAUAGUCAAAAUGACUCUAGGAACCUAUAAUAGGCAUCAAGCCGAACGCAAGAAACAAGCGGCUCUUGCAGCGGCUUUCCCUCAGGGCAUUCGUUGCCAGAAGUGUUUGGAAUAUGGGCAUUGGAGUUACGAGUGUAAGGGGAAGCGUAAGAUACUUGUACGUCCAUCCCGAUCGCAAAUAUUGAAAAAGAAUUUGCAAUCAAAGCAAGAAAGUGCUUGCAGCAAUGGAAAAUGCAAAGUUCCAAACAAAAAGAAAAGGCAAUCUUCAGACUGCUCAGAUUGUUCUGGAAGCAGCUCUUCGGGCAGUUCCUCUGAUUCAUCAUCAGGCAGCUCAGAUUCCUCUGACAGCGACAGCAGCAGUGACUCUGAGAGCAGCAGCAAUGGUAGCAGCAGUGGCUCCGAAUCUUGCAGUGAUUGUUAAGCUAUCAUAUAAAGGAAUCUUCUCCAAGAUGCAUAUUCCUAUUCAAUUGUCUAUAUUAUUUAUUUUUCUACUUGUACCCUUUUUCUUAAUGAGUUCUCUUGCUUUCCGUGUAUAUAAUUUUUUAAAUUUCUUAAAAUUUUUCUUAAUUCGCCGGUAAGUUUUAUAUGAUGCUGGUCAUUUAAAAUUAGUGUAAGUUAUGUGAAUGCUGGCGAUUUUAAUAUUUCGCCAACAUUAUAUGUUAUGAUUGCUGAUGAACUAGGUUUUAUUCUGUGACUUCAGUUGACUCUAGUUGUCUUGUAAAGAAUUGUUGUAAGUUAGAUGUAUUGUUUAUUGGUAAUGAGGGUGAAAUUUGUCUUAAGCUAAAAAUGUCUCCGAUAUGUUGGUGUGAUUUUAAUUUAAGAAAUCUUUUUAACAAUUACAAGUCUAGACAUGCAUAGUUUCGAAGCUGUACAAACAUGCUAUUUGUAGUGUUUAAAAUAUGAUUGUACCUUAUUAAAUUUACACUUAAUUUUCUUAUAAGGACUGUAUGUAAAAUGUUUUCUGGAGUAAAUUUUUUUUUUUUUAAUUUAAUUAGACAUAUGGAAUUUCGAGAAUGAAAAUUAAUUAAAGAAUUUGGAUAUUAAA
Molecule: messenger RNA, 1219 nt
Organism: Danaus plexippus (monarch butterfly)
Lineage: Eukaryota; Metazoa; Arthropoda; Insecta; Lepidoptera; Nymphalidae
Product: zinc finger CCHC domain-containing protein 10
Exons: 3
Coding region: 185-595 (136 amino acids)
Molecular function (GO): zinc ion binding; nucleic acid binding
Source: RefSeq, a predicted model, not a curated record